Seriola dumerili (greater amberjack) is the source of this 2808-nucleotide messenger RNA. RefSeq names its product SPRY domain-containing SOCS box protein 3-like (gene spsb3a). The transcript is spliced from 8 exons. Gene Ontology annotation, biological process: proteasome-mediated ubiquitin-dependent protein catabolic process. Lineage: Eukaryota; Metazoa; Chordata; Actinopteri; Carangiformes; Carangidae. Gene Ontology annotation, cellular component: SCF ubiquitin ligase complex. Gene Ontology annotation, molecular function: protein binding. Bases 324 to 1439 code for a protein of 371 amino acids. The record is from RefSeq and is a predicted model, not a curated record.
GCCUGCCUGUUAUUGUUUACGGUCAGACUAAUGUAAAGUAGGUCAUGGAAAAGGGAAGCUUAGCCAGUCACUCAUUCAACUGUUCUGUAUCAUCCAAGUGGUUAUAGGUGGCUUCUGGGAUCAGCAUCUCUGCGGUGUCAUUAAUUUUACGUGAAUUCUGGAUGUGGACAACAGGCAGAUUCCCUAAAAUAGGAGGAAACUAUGAUGAAGCUUCAAAUUGCAGGAUCAAACACAGCUUGGACUGAUGCUGUUAUUCCAACAUCUGGACUAAAACCUGAACUGACUGUCAGGUUCUUCUACUAGUGAGACAGUGAGUUGCUGCCAUGUCUAGACGGAGCAGGAACAGUCGUGCAUGGAGAUAUGUCUGGGGUGGAAUACGGCGGGAUGCUGAUGCCAGGGCACUUGUUUUGGCCUCUGAAAGUGAGGAAUGGAGUUAUGACCGACUAGAGUACAGUGAUUCAGACUCUGAGGUGGACUUUUCAGCAGUGAUGGUCCCUCCUGUCCCCAGUGCAGUGCCUGUCACCGGAGAGUCCUACUGUGGCUGUGAUUCCCAGGCUGAGACCAGCUACAACCCUCGUCUGCGAGGAUUUCACCAAGUCAAAGACUGCCACUGUGGAGAGGAUGAUCAAGAAUUUGACUGGGUGUGGGAUGCAAACAGCCGAUCGACAGCAACAUUACUGAGCUGCGACAAUCGCAAAGUGAACUUCCACUCUGAAUACAGCUGUGGUACAGCUGCGAUCCGUGGCUCCAAAGAGCUGGCUGAAGGGCAGCACUUCUGGGAAAUCAAGAUGACAUCCCCAGUUUAUGGAACAGACAUGAUGGUUGGCAUCGGUACUUCUGAUGUCAACCUAGACAAAUACAGACACACGUUCUGCAGCCUGUUGGGAAAAGAUAUAGACAGCUGGGGUCUUUCUUACACAGGCUUGUUGCAUCAUAAAGGAGACAAGAUGAAUUUCUCUUCUCGAUUCGGACAGGGGUCCAUCAUCGGAGUCCAUCUGGACACGUGGCACGGCACACUUACUUUCUUCAAGAAUAGGAAGUGCAUAGGUGUUGCUGCCACAGAGCUACAAAAUAAGAGGUUUUAUCCAAUGGCGUGCUCCACAGCAGCGAAAAGCAGCAUGAAGGUGAUCAGAUCCUGCUCUGCGCCCACCUCCCUGCUAUACCUUUGCUGCGCUCGCCUUCGCCAGCUGCUGCCGGACUGUAUAGACACCCUGGAUGUGCUGCCACUGCCGCCAGGACUUCGUCAGUUGCUCCACAACAAACUAGGUUGGGUGCUCAGUCUCAAUAGUGGCACCACAGAUGAAACCCCAGAUGAGCCUGAGCGCCCCUCACAAUUGCCUGUCCCGCCCUUGGCUGGACCAUCCUCCUCUGAGAGUGACUCAGAGGGUUGUACGUCUGACCCUGAAGCCUGUCAGAGGAAAAGAUGCCGCUGGACAUGACUGGACCGCUUGAAUCCUACCUCCUCUUAAACACUGGCAGAGGUUACUGCCCUAUGGCAUCUAAUCUAGUGUUACUUAACUGCCUCAAGCGUUCCUCAACAUCAGUGUUACACAGUAGUGAAGAGAAGAACCAGGAUCGGUUGAGCAGAGAGAGUGGUACGUAGGUAGAAAACUGUGACGGCAGUAUUUUUGCUUGCACACUUAAUUACUGUGAUCUUCUCUCAUGCCAUUCACGUCUUCAUGCUCAUCAUACACUCAGUACCCAAAACCAGCUUCAGUAAUACGCGAAAAGAUAUGUUGUUAUUUUGUUAGCUAGAAUAAAUUGUUACAGAUCUGUUGCCAUUCAUGAAUGGGGAUUAGUGACAUAGUGUGGGAAUGAUACAGUAAACUGUACAGUGUGACACUGAAGUAAAAUAUGGCCAAAUUUUAAUGGUCAUCAUGGUAUAUUUGUAAAGAAAAGGGGGUUUCAUGAGAUGAGAGACUGUAUAGGUAUUUUCUGUGUUUUUAUCCUGUAUGCAAAUACUGUAUAUUGUUCUCAACCUAAAUGCUAUCCAUGCAUUUUCAGAGUCAUCUGUUACCUGUUUUACUGGCAUCUGCGAUUUCUGGAGUGAAGUGAGAUUCAGUUUAUUCUGUAUUUUUUACCACAUGUCACAGCUCUAAAUCUUAAACUGUCAAAAGCCUAAGAAAAGUAAGAAGGAGAUAGAAUUAACCUGAGUGCACUUUGCAGCUUUUAGUCCCUCAACUAUGAAAUUAUUCCUUUUUGUCUUUCAUGGAACAGCCAUCAUCUCCAAACAACUUAUGCACGUCUGAUUGCUCAUCACAUUAUUGAAAAAAGUUAUUAGUGAAAUAUUUGUUACAUUCAUGGCAACAUCAGCCUGUCAACAGCCUUUAAAAGUCUUUUGUCCAAUAGUCAUGCUAUUUGUUUGUAGAAACUAUGGAUUUCCUCUAAAAGAUGUAAGCAGUAUCCAUUGUUAAGUGUAACUCUUUUAAAUCUAUCAUGAGACAAAUAUGUCACUAAAUAUGUCACUGUCGCACCUUUCAAGUAACUUUUCAUUGCUGUUACACCCAAUGUUUCUUAAACAUUUUAAAAAAUAUAUUGUAUUUGAUUGACAAAAUAUGAGAUUAUAAGCAGAUUUAAUGUUAAACCUUUUUGUACUGUUCGGUUUAUGCAAGGGCCUUGUUUUGGUUUUCCUCAAGGCCUUGUUUCAUCUCUUUCCUUAAAAACUCCUCUUGACUCUUAUUCACUAAGGCCAUAUUCUAGUAUAAAUACUUUCAAUAUCACUCAGCCCCACUUGGCCUAAAACAUUGUUGUAGAAAGGUGCCAGUGUCCCCAAUAAAGGACCACAUGCUGUGGUCAGCUUGAAGUUGA